UGCUUCCCGAGCCCGCCCUUCCCACUUCCUCCGGGCGCCGCGCCCUCGGAGGCCGCUUUUCCACCGCUCCAAGCUCGAUUAAGGCUGUGGGUCCACUGUGGGCAGAUGGAAGGGACGGAGACCCGACAUCGGAGGCUGGAAGGUUGUGCCAGGCCAGAGGAGCCAGGACUGCCAUCCUCUGUCAGCACAGGAAGACUUGCUGAGGAAUCAGAAGAUGUGCAAGUGGUGGCCCCUGUGGCUCCUCAACCACUGGAGGUUGAGCCCAGCCAGGAGACUGCCUUGGCCGUUGGCAUGCAGGUGAUAGUGCCCUUCCUGUUUGCAGGCCUGGGGCUGUCAUGGGCUGGCAUGCUCCUGAACUACUUCCAGCACUGGCCAGUGUUCACAGAAGUUAAAGACCUUUUGACGUUGGUGCCGCCACUGGUGGGCCUGAAGGGGAACCUGGAAAUGACCCUGGCCUCACGACUCUCCACUGCGGCCAACACCGGGCAAAUUGAUGACCCCCAGGAAAAACGCAGAGUUAUCAGCAGCAACCUCGCCCUUGUGCAGGUGCAAGCCACCGUCGUGGGGCUCCUGGCUGCCAUGGCUGCCCUGCUGCUGGGCACCGUGUCUCGGGAGGAGCUGGACUUGGCCAAGGUGGCCUUGCUGUGCGCCAGCAGUGCCAUCACCGCCUUCCUUGCCGCCUUUGCCUUAGGACUGCUCAUGGUCUGCAUAGUGAUCGGUGCUCGAAAACUGGGGGUCAACCCAGACAACAUUGCCACACCCAUUGCGGCCAGCCUGGGAGACCUCAUCACACUGUCCAUUCUGGCCUUGGUUAGCAGCUUCCUGUACCAACACAGAGAUACCUGGUACCUGACACCACUGGCCUGCGCGGGUCUUAUGGCUCUGAUCCCGCUCUGGGUGGUCAUUGCCAAGCAGAACCCGCCAAUCAUGAAGAUCCUGAAGUUUGGGUGGUUCCCCAUUGUGCUGGCCAUGGUCAUCAGCAGUGUUGGAGGGCUCAUCCUGAGCAUGACCGCAUCGAAGCAGCAGUACAAAGGCAUGGCCAUAUUUACGCCUGUCAUGUGUGGAGUUGGUGGCAACCUGGUGGCCAUCCAGACCAGCCGGGUCUCCACCUUUCUACACAUUUGGAGCACCCCUGGUGUUCUCCCUCUCCAGAUGAAAAAGUUCUGUCCGAACCCCUGCUCUACUUUCUGUACCUCAGAAACCAAUUCCAUGUCCGCCCGAGUCCUGCUCUUCCUGGUGGUCCCUGGUCAUCUGAUUUUCUUCUACAUCAUCUACCUGGUAGAAGGCCAUUCAUUGAUAAACAGCAAGACCUUUGUGGCGCUGUACCUGCUGGCAGGCCUGGUCCAGGUGACUAUCCUGCUGUACCUGGCAGAGGUGAUGGUUCGGCUGGCCUGGCACCAGGCCCUGGACCCUGACAACCACUGCAUCCCCUACCUCACGGGACUGGGGGACCUGCUGGGCACUGGCCUUCUGGCUCUCUGCUUCUUUCUGGACUGGCUACUGAGAAGCGAAGUAGAGCUGAGUGGCCUCUCAGAACUGGCCUCUGGGCCACCCUGAUGAGGCUGGUCACCUCCAUGUGCGCAGUGGCCAUUUCCCUUACACCAAUGGGGCCAGCGGCCUGGUCUCCCCUGCGGGAUGGGCCUGGCCCUGCAGUGGCCUCUGGUCAGCCGUGAAGGAGGCUCGCUCGCUCGCUUGCACGGUGGCACUGCAGCUCUAGCUGAGCUGAGGUAGAACCCUGGGCCAGGAGCCUGGCCCACAAGGCUGGUGUGAGGGCCACGUGUGUGCAGCGCAGGCAGGUCUGGCUGGAGGCGCAGCCUGUGCUCUGGGGUGUUUAUUCUGGCAUGCACCACGCUGGGGUAGGACAAGAGGAGGGAGCACCCUGGCGCUGCCCUGCACCCCACUGACCCCACAGCAGUGUCCCUGUGAGCGCGGCUCCUCCCGCGGCUCCCAGCAUUCCGCUUGGCCUCUGCUUGCUUUUGUUUUCCUUUUUCUUUCUUCUUUGUUGUUUUUUAAAAAAGUAAAACCUCUGCUUAGAGUUCCAUUUCCAGAGAAGUAUAAAAUAAAAUAUAGGUGAUAUUGUAUGUGACUCCUCAGAUCCUUUAAAGGUAGUUAAUGUGACCUCCAGACUUGGAGUCUCUGAGA
Dipodomys spectabilis (banner-tailed kangaroo rat) is the source of this 2142-nucleotide messenger RNA. It is a transcript of the gene Slc41a3, whose product is annotated as solute carrier family 41 member 3. Gene Ontology annotation, molecular function: monoatomic cation transmembrane transporter activity. The transcript has 11 exons. NCBI's taxonomy places the organism in Eukaryota, Metazoa, Chordata, Mammalia, Rodentia, Heteromyidae. Gene Ontology annotation, cellular component: plasma membrane. Gene Ontology annotation, biological process: monoatomic cation transport. The coding region runs from base 106 to 1557 and encodes 483 amino acids. The record is from RefSeq and is a predicted model, not a curated record.